Molecule: messenger RNA, 1649 nt
Organism: Paramecium pentaurelia
Lineage: Eukaryota; Ciliophora; Oligohymenophorea; Peniculida; Parameciidae
Source: the annotation of a GenBank genome assembly
UAAUGCAUAAGAUAUUAAGAUCAAUCAACUUAUUCAAAGGGUCAAGAUUUGCCAAUAAAUUACCUACAUAUUUAGAAAGAUUAAAAUAAUAGGAAGAAAUGGAUCGUAAAACUAAUUUAGAUGUUUUAAGAAGAGAAGUCUUUAAUGAUUCAAUCUAAUUACCUAUUAAAUUUGCUGCCUAUUAUAUUACUAAGUAUAUUUAAUUUUAUUAAUAGCUAAUAGACUUUUUGGGCUGAAUUAACUAGAUCUAUGAUUGAUGCAAGCAAUCAUUUAAUUUUAUUUGCAACCAAUUAUAUUAAUUAUGGUUAUUUUUAUCAUUUAUAUAUCAGGUCCUAAUAAAGAAUUUCCAUAUGGAAUAGAAAAAGUAAAACAUUUAGUUGCAUUAAUACCAUCUGCAUUAUUUUUAUAUUUUGGAGCCUCUAUUUCAUAUGAAUCAUUUCUUAAUAUAUAUAAUUAUGGUCAUUAUGUUGGUGAAAUACAUGGCAAUGCUUGGGGAUUAGCUGUAUAAUUAUUUUAUUAUAUGAUAGUUAUAUUUAUUAUCCAUAUGUAUAGAAACAAGUGUAGUCUUUAAAAAUAUAAGAGAUGCAUAAGCUGUAGAUUCAAAUGAUGAAACUAAAAAAGGAUUAUUUAAAUAAUUUCUAUCAGUAUUUUAAAAGAAAGAUCCAGUCUUAUAAGCUAUUCUUUAUGAAAAUGCUAUAACAUUGGGAUCUACAUUAAUUCCUUUAUUAUCUUCUGCAUUCACUCUAAUAUAUCCAACACAUGCAUUUGAAAUUGUAGGAUCAUUGGCAAUUGGUUUAAUUUAAUUGUAUUAUUAAAUCAUUAAUAUAUUUUUAAGAUAAUUAGCUUAUCAUUUGAGUGCUUAAAAUUUAAGUUCGUUAAUGGGUGAAUAAUCUAUAAGUGAUAUGGAAGUUAAGAAAAUAUUAGAAAUUAUUAAGCAAAAUUAAUAUGUUGAAAAGAUUUAGAAUGAAAAGGCUGUGAUGUUAGGUAGUAGAAAAUUUAGAUUUUCAGCUGAAAUCACAUUUAAUAUUAAAGUAUUUUUUAAUAUAUUGAUUAAAUUUAUAGUAAAUAAAUUAAGAUACUGAAUCUAAAUAUCUAGAGAGAUUUGAUAAAGUUAUUUAUAGUGAAUCUUAUAGAGAUAGAGAGGAAUAUCUAUCAGAAUUAUUAAGAGAAAUAUAAGAAUAUGUUCUUGCUAGUUUACAUAUAUAAGUAUAAGUAGAAAAAUAAUAAUAUAGAUAUAAAAAAUAGAAAGUGCAAUUAGAAAUGAAUUUCCUAAUUGUAUACAUUUAGAUUUUGAAAUUAAUAACAAAUCUUUAGCUGAAACCUAUUCUAUAGAUGAUGGUAAUUGGUUAUUUAGAGAAACAUUGUUAAAAUCACCAUUUAAAGUUGAAAAAUGGAUGCUUGAUGAAGUAGACAGAAUAAUAAAGAAAAUUACAAAGAAGAAAAAUGAAAAUUAUAUUGAAACGUAAUAAUUAUAUAUAUAUAGUUAUUAAUCGUUAUGUUCAUCAAUUUAAUAUAAUUAAUGGGAUGAUGUAGAAGAUGAUGAUGAAUAAUUAAAAAUUAUAGAAGAUUAUAGAUUUGAAGAAUUAUAAAAUGAAUUAAAAGGAAUAGACUAAAUAUUGUAAUUCAAUAAUAUAUCUAAAAGAUAAUGA